CGGAGGAAGUAGUGGCGCGAAGUUUCGCAUUUCUCUUGGUCUUCCAGUGGGCGCCGUCGUCAACUGCGCGGACAAGACGGGAGCGAAGAAUCUGUACAUUAUUGCUGUUUAUGGCAUUAAGGGAAGGCUGAACAGGCUGGCAGCGGCUGGAUGUGGUUGUAUGGUGGUCGCUACGGUGAAGAAAGGAAAGCCGGAGUUGAGGAAGAAAGUCAUGUCGGCUGUUGUCAUACGGCAAUGAAAACCGUAUAGAAGAAAGGACGGCAUGUUUCUCUAUUUUGAAGACAAUGCAGCGGUAAUUGUCAACAAUAAAGGAGAAAUGAAAGGUUCGGGUAUCACGGGUCCAGUAGCGAAGGAAUGUGCUGAACUGUGGCCGCGUAUCACAUCGAAUACGCCUAGCAAUGCCUAAGUUGUUAUCUCAAAUAUGCGAGACUGUGAUAGAUGUGGAUAAUCGACACAAUGAGCCAUCGCAAUGCACUUGCAAGAAGACUUCAUCUGGCUUUCUGCGUCUCAGUGCUAGAGUAGUCAAGUCACAUCACAGUGUUGGCAGAUUGUGGCAUGUUCUUCUGCGUUGUGUGUCAGAUGUGGAGGAUCUUCUCCAGUCUGUUCCUGGUGUUCUUUUUUAUCGAUCCAUCUGCAGUGAGAUGUGUCCAAGUGUAAAGGAAGGUAUUCCUGUGUCUCAAGUUGUUUCACCAGCAAAUGACGAUUUCGUGAGUCGAAGGAAGCUUGAACAGAUAGCAGCAGAUAUAGGAAAGUGGUGGCCUCACCUAACAAGUAUUAUUGGUACUGACCAGUCCACAGUGUUGGAGCUGUAUGAAAAGGAUUCUAACCCCAGGUUUACUCAGGCAGCAGCACCUCGUAUAUUAAGUGAGAGACAAAUAUUAAGAAAUAACCGAUAGCAAGUAUGUGAAUUGUAUGAUGCUCUACUUGUUGCUCACAUUCCAUCUUUACCACAACGGCAUUUGAGUGAUGUCAUGUCACCCGAUGCAGCAUCUGGAUUAGCAAAAUCUAAAGAGACAGCUGCACGUGGUGAGACAAGUCGAAUUGACUCUGAGAUGGUCACUCCACUCAUCAUAGAGAAAGUAGCCGAAAAUGGUUCAGAGCGUUGGCAUGAAAUUGGUAUAUACCUUGGAAUUUCAACUUCAGUGCUGACUGAAUGUGACCAACCUCUGUACACAUUGAAACGAAAAUUACGUAAAGUUUUGUCAGCUUGGAGAGAUGAGCUACAGUUGGUCAGUUGUUGUCUACUUGUGAUAAAGCUAAAGUGGGACAAGCAGUGAGAAGAGGAUUGGACAGUGACAUACAACACUAAAUAUUUUAUUUUAUUAUAUUAACAGUUUUUGUUUAAUGAACGUGAUAUCAUAUAAUAAAGUUGAAGUUUGAAUAAAUUUGUGAUCGCAA
Molecule: messenger RNA, 1398 nt
Organism: Corticium candelabrum
Lineage: Eukaryota; Metazoa; Porifera; Homoscleromorpha; Homosclerophorida; Plakinidae
Exons: 6
Coding region: 399-896 (165 amino acids)
Source: RefSeq, a predicted model, not a curated record